AUGAGGAUGUCCACACUGCCAGGUGCCAACGUAAGCUUCUCUACCUUUCUGCUGACAGGAUUUCCCGGCCUGGAGUGGGCUCAUCAUUGGAUAUCGCUGCCCAUUUUUGCGGGGUACCUUGUGGCUCUACUGGGCAAUGUUACCAUCUUGCAUCUGAUACGCACUGACGCUUCUCUGCAUCAGCCCAUGUACUAUUUCCUAGCCAUUCUGGCUGUGACAGACUUGGGCUUGUGCAUGUCCACACUCCCUUCCGUGUUGGGCGUGUUGUGGUUUGAUGCCCGCCGGGUCAAGCUAGGGUCCUGUGUUCUGCAGCAGCAUUUCCUACACUCCUUCUCCUUCAUGGAGUCAGCUGUGCUUUUUGCCAUGGCUCUGGACCGUCUGGUGGCCAUCCGAUUCCCACUGCGCUAUGCAUCCGUGCUCACAGGUUCCCGGGAAGCAGUGAUUGGGGCUGUGUUGGGUGCAAGGAGUCACAUCCUCACUACUGUACCUUCUCUGAAACUAAUGAAAUUUGACUAUUGUCGCUCUAAGGUACUGUCUCAUGCUUACUGCAUUCACCAGGACAUGAUUCGCCUGGCCUGCUCUGACACCCGUUUCAACAGUCUCUACGGGCUGUGCGUUAUCAUGCUGACCAUGGGCUCUGAUAUUCUUUUCAUCCUGAUUUCCUAUACAAUCAUCCUCUGCACAGUGCUGGCCAUCGCCUCUGCAGCAGAGCGACUCAAAGCCCUCAACACCUGUGUCUCUCACAUCCUGGCGAUGCUCUGUUUCUAUGUGCCCGUGCUGGGCCUGUCCAUCGUGCACAGAUUUGGGCACCACCUCUCACCCCUGGUGCACAUCCUAAUGGGCACCAUCUCUGUCAUCUUUCCACCCCUGAUGAACCCCAUUAUUUACAGCAUCAAGACCCAGCAGAUCCGCAGGGCUAUUCUCAAAAUGGUUUCUCUGGGAAAGAUACAAUGA
This is a messenger RNA of Sorex araneus (European shrew), 954 nucleotides long. RefSeq names its product olfactory receptor 51L1-like. Gene Ontology annotation, biological process: G protein-coupled receptor signaling pathway. Gene Ontology annotation, cellular component: membrane. The transcript has a single exon. Gene Ontology annotation, molecular function: G protein-coupled receptor activity; olfactory receptor activity. NCBI's taxonomy places the organism in Eukaryota, Metazoa, Chordata, Mammalia, Eulipotyphla, Soricidae. The coding region runs from base 1 to 954 and encodes 317 amino acids. The record is from RefSeq and is a predicted model, not a curated record.